This is a messenger RNA of Austrofundulus limnaeus, 888 nucleotides long. RefSeq names its product odontogenic, ameloblast associated (gene odam). The transcript is spliced from 10 exons. Lineage: Eukaryota; Metazoa; Chordata; Actinopteri; Cyprinodontiformes; Rivulidae. Bases 45 to 761 code for a protein of 238 amino acids. The record is from RefSeq and is a predicted model, not a curated record.
CGAGGAGAGGAGACAGAAACAAGACGGGGAAGAAGUGAAGAGAAAUGGAAAUCAUGAAGCAGCAAACAGUCCUCCUGUUCAUCUGUUUAAUCAGGUCAAGCUUCAGUUUACCAAUUGCACUUAUUGCAAGCAACAGCAAUGAGAUCCUCAGGCUGAAUGGAUUGACUCUUGCAGCUCUUGGACAAACUCAGGCCUCUUCCUUGUUCCCUCCGUUCCUUCUGCAACAGCAGACGCCUGAGGUGCUGCUCACCCCACAGGUGGUGAACCUGAACCCCCAAGUGGCAGGUCCUUUUGGCCCUCAGGGGCCACAACUGUUGCUCCCAAACCAGGGCAACCAGCUGACGCCUGUGCUUGUCCCCAACGGUCAGCAAGAGCAGCUUGGUCCUGCACAAGACCCCAACAAUCCCAAUGUUCCUCAGCAGACCCCAAACACUGMGCAGAUGUAUCCACAGUUUCAGUACCCGUCCUUUGGAUAUCCUCAGCUUUACAGGCAACAGGGCUACCCUUACUUUUAUGGCUACCCUCAGCAGAGGAAUACUGUGAUGUUCCCCAACAACGGACAGCAGAAUUUGGAAAGGACAACACAGCGACCACAACUCCCACUGCAGCAAGCCUCAAAGCCGAAGCUACAGACAGAAAAAACAUGGGUAGCAGGAACACAGAAAGAGUCCACCACUGUUCCUCCUGAUCCUCGAGGUGACACGACUGGCCCCAGGCCUGAUGAGGGUAACGGCAACUUUCCCUUCCUGUUUGAGCCUUAGCUGUCAGCUGAGAAGGAAAAGCAUCUGCUGAUGCAAAAAUACCCAGGAGGGUGUUUGCUACAACCUAACUGAAACCCACUGUUUGCUUUCCUAAACGUGUUAAAUAAACAAUUUUGCCAGAAAAAAA